AGUUACACCCCGCUAAACUGCGUCGCUUGAACGCUUUGAUGCCGACAAAACAUCAAUCUGUCUUUGUCUGCAUUAAAUUCGCAGAUUCAUCGCAUCAGGAUGGGGAAGAAGCAUAAAAAACAUCAUAAAUCGGAACGACGGCAACGUGAAGUGGAACCUGUAGAAGAAGUACCUGAGCCACCAUCUUUGAAGAUCGUGCUGAAGAAAUCAAAGAUCGAAGUGCUAGAGUCAGACAGUGAUGUGUACAACCAGAGCCCUGCCAUGGAGACCAGUAGCAGCAGUAAAAAACACAAACACAAGAAAAAGAAGAAGAAAAAAUCCAGUGACAGAGAGAAGAGUCGCCACAGAGAUGAGGGGAAACCAAAAAAACGCCACAGAGAAGAAGCUGAAGAAGAGUUUGAAGUUUCUCAGGAAGAGGAGCCACCGGUUGCUAAGCGACAAGUUUUGGAAGAUGUUGACAUCAGCGGGACGGGCGGGGAGGAGUCUGAAGCAGCGGAGGAGAAAUCCGAGAGAGGAAGUGCAACUCCGACAUCACAGGGUGCUGCAGAGCACGGUGUGCUUCGUAUCUGUCUGAAACACCUUCACAGCAAUCUACAGAGAAAAGAUGCAAAUGGAUUUUUUGCUAACCCUGUGAAUGACAUGAUUGCCCCAGGGUACUCCCUCAUCAUACUCAGCCCGAUGGACUUCAGUUCAAUGUUAGCCAAAAUCAACACCUUCAAGUAUAGAAAUGUUAUGGAAUACAAGAAAGAUUUUGUGCUCAUGUGUAACAAUGCUAUGACAUAUAACAGACCAGAGACCAUUUACUACAAGGAAGCAAAGAAACUACUUCACAUUGGAAUUAAAAUGAUGAGCAAGGAAAAGUUAUUGUUUAUGAAGAGGACCAUUCCUUUUCUGGCGAGCUUGCGUAAUGAAGAGCUAGGAAUUGAUGAGCCAGACGAGACAAAAGAAGUGAUUGAAGCUAUGCAAGAAGAAGAGCGACAGGAGAAACAAAGAUUGAAAGCCAGAGAAGGAAUUGGACGAUACGAGGCCCUGCCCGAUAACCUGACUCCCGAGGAAAUCCUCGCCCAGGCCAAGGCAGCCGCCAAAGAUGCAGCCGAUAUACUUACAUUACGCAAACCUGAAAGCAGAUUUGGAUUCCUACGACAGAGAGCAGAUGGUAGUACAUCAUUAAAUAUCAUGAACCCAGAUAAUGACGGAACAGUGAGUGAGACAGAAAAAGUAGUUAACCUUGGAUCACUGAUCGGGAAAUUGACAUCAGGGACAGGAAGUCUAUCCAGUUAUAAAGAGGACAAACGCAACAAAGUCACACCAAUAAACUAUUUGAACUAUGGACCGUUCAGUAGCUACGCACCCCAAUAUGAUUCAACUUUCUCAAACAUCUCGAAGGAAGAAUCUGAUCUGCUAUUGUCGACAUACGGAGAUGAAACUGGUGUUCAAUAUGCUAGAAGUAUAAUGGACUUCACCGAGAGCUCUGGAGACUAUGCCAUAGCUAUGGUGGACAAUCUCCUCGACAUCCUCACUAAAGGGGAACACAGCAAAACUCAAAAACUCCUAGACGAGCAGAAGGCUCAGGAGGACAUGCGUCCCGUUGAUAGUGGUCCUGAAGUACCACCGGCGACAGCUGCGGAUAUUUCUUCCCUACGGAGCCUCAGCCAGCUUGGGGUCGAUGUCUCGUUCCUUGACCAGUAUGAAAAUGAACCUCCAAAGGACCCAAUUCAGGAAAAGUUGGACCAGACCGCCAGUCUUUUGAAUGAUCUUCAGCAGACCCAGAAUGAACGCCUCAGUAGCAAACUUCCCCCUCACCUUGCCCUUGUUCCCGGGCCUUCUGAGAAAGAACUCCAACUAGCACAAAAAGUAACAAAAGAACUGAGAGAGCUGGCAAAAUCGGCGAAUCCCAGAGGUGUAGUCAGUGUUGAAGGAGUUCGUUCCGUUUUAGGAGUCAACUACGCACUCACAGGAGACACAAAUUUAACAGCUCCAACACCUCCAGUUCAAAUAGAGAACAAAUUGCCGGGUGAUGAACUUACGGACAAUAAUCCGAUUAUUUUAGAUGACCAGGACGGCAAUCAGUGCAAUAGUAUUAAUGAUAAUGACUCGGAAGACUUGGACAUAAGUGAAUUUUUAAAGCUUCCAGCACAUCUCGCCUCAAGCUUGGCUAACAGUAAUGAAAAUACUCUCAGUACAUAGUUACAUGUGCUGGGGUUUCCUAUAGUACUUGAUGGAUACUGACGAUAUAUUAUUUAAAUUUUGUGUAAAAUUGUGCUGCAUGUAAUCACUUCACCAUGGUAUGUAUUUUCUUCAAAGAUCUGUGUCAUCUCAUUAAAUCAAACAUGUGGUAAAUUGUUUUGUUGUUAA
This is a messenger RNA of Pecten maximus, 2355 nucleotides long. RefSeq names its product bromodomain-containing protein 7-like. NCBI's taxonomy places the organism in Eukaryota, Metazoa, Mollusca, Bivalvia, Pectinida, Pectinidae. Gene Ontology annotation, cellular component: nucleus. The record is from RefSeq and is a predicted model, not a curated record. Gene Ontology annotation, biological process: regulation of transcription by RNA polymerase II.